Messenger RNA from Oncorhynchus masou masou (cherry salmon), 9617 nucleotides. Its product is annotated as syntaxin-binding protein 5-like. The transcript has 28 exons. Lineage: Eukaryota; Metazoa; Chordata; Actinopteri; Salmoniformes; Salmonidae. Gene Ontology annotation, molecular function: syntaxin binding; myosin II binding; GTPase activator activity. Gene Ontology annotation, cellular component: cytoplasm; plasma membrane; SNARE complex. Gene Ontology annotation, biological process: regulation of protein secretion; regulation of exocytosis. The record is from RefSeq and is a predicted model, not a curated record. The coding region runs from base 599 to 4039 and encodes 1146 amino acids.
GACAGCGCCUAUAAGUGUGAUCGUGGAUUUCAGUUUUAGCCUAUCUUCAUACUGUACUGUCUGUGAAUGGUUUGUGAAUUUGUCUAGUAAGCUCGAUGGAUAACACAAUGGACGAAUGUUACUGUCUUAUUCAGUGAUUCAUCAUUUGUUUUCCAACAUAGGUUUCCAAAAAUUCACAUUUAUUUAGAUUUUUACUUUCCUGGCUCCAAUGUGAAGCCUACAUCCGUGUUGCUGCCUCUACUGCGCAGACUCGUCACUGCGGUUCACUGCGUUUCCGCGUUAGCUGGGCUGGCUAGCUGAUAGUGGCUGUCGUCAGGAGAGCCUACGAUCGACUCCGACUGGAUAUUGUAUCGAUGGAUAAACCAAAUAUUUUCGACAAUGCAUUAAUGUUCAUAAACUGUGUACUUGUGAAUGAUGCUAUUGAAAGUGCGGUGACUACACCGUCCGUAACAUGCGAUAUUAUCAAAACAAGAUAUUAGCCAAGUGUGCGUCUUAAGAGCAGUUUACGUUAUCUAGGUAACUGUUACCGCUACAUAACAUUUAUGGUGGCUUCGUUGAUCCAUUUUUUGUGUUUUGUCCUCGUCUGUAUUGGUGGAAAAUGAAGAAGUUCAAUAUCAGAAAAGUGCUGGACGGCUUGACUGCUUCUUCCUCUGGCACUGCAUCUCCACAACCAGGAACUAAUCAAAACGAUGUGAUCCAAGAGACGCUACAAUCGGAGCAUUUCCAGCUCUGCAAGACUGUGCGCCAUGGCUUUCCCUACCAGCCCUCCUCCAUGGCCUUUGACCCUGUGCAAAAAAUUCUGGCCAUCGGGACUCAGAGCGGAGCUGUGAGACUUUUUGGCCGUGCGGGUGUGGAGUGUUACUGUCAGCAUGACAGUGGUGCAGCUGUAAUCCAGCUUCAGUUUCUGGUCAACGAGGGGGCGCUGGUGAGUGCCUUAGCUGAUGACAGCGUUCACCUGUGGAACCUGAGGCAGAAGCAGCCAGCUAUCCUGCACACUCUCAAAUUCAAUCGGGAGAGGAUCACGUUUUGUCACCUGCCCUUCCAGAGUAAAUGGCUGUACAUCGGCACAGAGAAAGGAAACAUCCACAUCGUCAACGUUGAGUCCUUCACACUGUCAGGCUACGUCAUUAUGUGGAACAAAGCCAUCGAACUGUCCUCCAAGUCACACCCUGGUCCUGUGGUCCACAUCAGUGAUAACCCCAUGGAUGAGGGAAAGAUUUUGAUUGGAUUUGAAUGUGGGACCGUGGUGUUGUGGGAUCUGAAAUGCAAAAAAGCUGACUACCGCUACAAUCAUGAUGAGGCCAUCCACUCAGUAGCCUGGCACCAUGAGGGAAAACAGUUCACCUGCAGCCACUCAGAUGGAACUCUGACCACAUGGAAUGUACGUGUCCCCGCCAAGCCUACAAUCACCAUCACACCACACGGUAAGCAGCCCAAGGAUGGAAAGAAGCCAGAACCAUGUAAACCUAUCCUCAAAGUGGAGUAUAAAACGACUAGAGCUGGGGACGCCUUCGUGGUCAUGUCUGGAGGCCUGUCCUAUGACACGGGGUGCAGGAGGUCCUGUCUGACGGUGAUGCAUGGGAAGAGUACUGCUGUCCUGGAGAUGGACUAUCCCAUUGUAGACUUCCUCACGCUCUGCGAAACACCAUAUCCUAAUGAUUUCCAGGAGCCUUAUGCUGUAGUUGUCCUCUUGGAAAAGGAUUUAGUUGUCAUCGACCUUGAACAAAUUGGGUACCCAAUAUUUGAGAACCCGUACCCUCUGUCGAUCCACGAGUCUCCAGUGACGUGCGUGGAGUACUUUGCUGACUGCCCUCCUGAACUCAUACCUGCACUUUACUCUGUGGGCUCCCGGCAAAAGAGACAGGGUUACAGUAAGAAGGAAUGGCCUAUAAGUGGUGGUAACUGGGGCCAAGGCACACUGAGCUACCCUGAGAUCAUCGUCACUGGACAUGCUGACGGAUCAAUCAAGUUUUGGGAUGCUUCUGCAAUAAUGCUCCAAGUACUGUACAAGCUGAAGACUGCCAAGGUGUUUGAGAAGGCUCUAAAGGGCGGUAAGGAGGAGAAGCCGAGCACAGAGAUAGUGGAUGAGGAUCCCUUUGCCAUCCAGACUUUGUCGUGGUGCCCAGAGAGCAGAAUGCUGUGUGUGGCCGGAAUCUCCGCCCACGUCAUCAUCUAUAGGUUCAGCAAACAGGAAAUGACCACAGAGGUGGUGCAGCUGUUGGAGGUGCGUAUGCAGGGUGAGCUGAACGAUGUGGAUUCUCCAGACCCAGCAGGAGACCAUCCUCCCACCCCCUCUACCCCAGUACCCCCCUCCUCCUCCAGCCCUACCCAGGAGGGAGAGCCCCCUGAGGCCCAGCCCUUCACCUCUGAUGACCGGCCCAGGGAUAACGUACCAGGCCUUAAGGUCUGGAGCGCCCCUCUGAAGCAGUCUCCUGGGUACCAGGUGGAGCUGGUCAUUCAACUGGUCUGGGUUAGUGGGGAGCCGCCGCAGCAGAUCACCAGCCUGGCCGUCAGCUCGUCAGACGGACUUGUGGUGUUUGGCAACAGCAGCGGUCUGGCUGUCGUGGACUACCUUCAGAAGAGCCUCCUCCUGAACAUGAGCACGUCAGAGUUGUACAGUCCCUCAGACCCCUACCAGAGACAGCCUCGGUCGCCUCGCAAGACACGCCAGCCAUCUGGAGCUCUCAGUGAUAACAGCGAUGGAAACAACAUUUCAGAGGAGAAAAGCAGCAAAUCACCAACGUCAGGCUCUACGACACCCACCAAUUCAGACGAUGAACACAAACAGAAAAGGUUUAUAGAAAUGGUGAAGUCCAAAAGCAGGCGCUUUUCCAAGACGGUUGCCAAUGACUUUGCCAAGAUGUCAAAGAAAAUUAGCUCACCUACAGAGCAAAAGACAGGCCUGGAUGCCAAGGACAGUUCGUUCAGCCGCUCGAGGAGCUCCAGUGUGACCAGUAUAGAGCGGGAGUCCCGCGAAGCCAUCUCCUCCUUCCACUUCAGUGAGAGUUUCCCCAGGAAGACGGACAGCAGCCCCAGCCCCAGCCUGUGGUUGGGUACGACCCAGGGCACUGUCCUGGUCCUCUCCCUCAGCCUGCCACCUACAGGGGACCAGAGGCUGCAGCAACCGGUCGGAGUCUCUUCCUGUGGUACUCUGGUCAGACUAAAAGGAGGUAUCCUGACUAUGGCCUUCCUGGAUUCCCUUGGGGCGUUCCUACCCCCUUCCUACGAACCAUGGUCCGAGCCCAACGCUCCAGACGAGGAGAAGACGAGGAGGCGCAGGCCGGCCUCCCCACCCCCCACCCAGGAGGGUCAGGACAGCCAGUACGCUGUGGUGUGCUCAGAGAAACAGGCCAAGGUGGUGGGUCUGCCCUCCCAGUCCUGCUUCUUCAAACACAACAUCACAGAGAGCUCUUUCGUGCUGAGAGCUGACGUGGUGCAGAUGGCCGCUGGACUCUGCCUCGCCUGCUUCUGUGCUAAUGGACACAUCAUGACUCUGAGUCUACCCAGUCUCAGACCACUCCUGGAUGUGAACUACCUUCCCCUGACAGACAUGAGGAUAGCCCGGACCUUCUGCUUCUCCAACCUGGGCCAGGCCAUGUACCUCACCUCCCCCACCGAGAUACAGAGGAUCACAUACAGCCAGGAGACCUGCGACAAUCUGCAGGAGAUGAUGGGAGAGCUGUUUACACCGUUAGAGACACCUGAAGCUCCUAAUAGAGGUUUCUUCAAGGGCCUGUUUGGGGGAGGAGCUCAGUCGCUGGAUAGAGAAGAUCUGUUUGGUGAGACUGCGGCGGGUAAGGCAUCUCGUAGCCUGGCGCAGCACAUCCCCGGGCCCCAGGGCAUGGAGGGUAUGAAGGGAGCAGCCUCUGGGGUGGUGGGGGACCUGGCCCGUGCCAGGAUAGCCCUGGAUGAGAGGGGGCAGAAACUGGGCGAGCUGGAGGACAGAACCGCAGCCAUGAUGGCCAGCGCUGACUCCUUCUCUAAACACGCUCAUGAUAUGAUGCUGAAGUACAAAGAUAAGAAGUGGUACCAGCUCUGAUGGCAGCGAGGGGAGACAGUGGGAUGCAGUUGUUUUGUUGCACCACUUCAUUAUCUACAGGAGAUGCAGCUCCUCCUCCUCCUCUUCUCCUUCAUCUCUCUGCAGGAGGAAGAGGUGUUGUAUGACAGACUGAGAGGCUUUCUUCCUAGCAGCACAAUACAACACUGCGUUACCUCAGUCACCUGGUUACACUGACUGACUGAAGCAGACUGACUGAAGCAGACUGACUGAAGCAGACUGACUGAAGCAGACUGACUGAAGCAGACUGACUGAAGCAGACUGAAGCAGACUGAAGCUGACUGACUGAAGCUGACUGACUGAUGAGGACUGACUGAUGAGGACUGACUGACUGACUGACUGAUGAGGACUGACUGAUGAGGACUGACUGACUGACUGACUGAUGAGGACUGACUGAUGAGGACUGACUGACUGACUGACUGAUGAGGACUGACUGAUGAGGACUGACUGACUGACUGACUGAUGAGGACAGACUGACUGACUGACUGACUGAUGAGGACUGACUGAUGAGGACUGACUGAUGAGGACUGACUGACUGACUGACUGAUGAGGACUGACUGAUGAGGACUGACUGACUGACUGACUGACUGAUGAGGACAGACUGACUGACUGACUGACUGAUGAGGACUGACUGAUGAGGACUGACUGACUGACGAGGACUGACUGACUGACUGACGAGGACUGACUGACUGACUGACGAGGACUGACUGACUGACUGACUGACGAGGACUGACUGACUGACUGACGAGGACUGACUGACUGACUGACUGACGAGGACUGACUGACUGACUGACUGAUGAGGACUGACUGACUGACUGACUGAUGAGGACUGACUGACUGACUGACUGAUGAGGACUGACUGACUGACUGACUGAUGAGGACUGAUUGAUGAGGACUGACUGACUGACUGACUGACUGAUGAGGACUGACUGACUGACUGACUGACUGAUGAGGACUGACUGACAGAGACAGACUGACUGACUGGCUGACACAGACAGACUGACAAACAGAUUGACUGACACAGACAGACUGACUGACUGGCUGACACAGACAGGCCGACUCGGACGGACGGACGGAGGAGGAGGAAGAGUUAUUCUGGAUCUUUCUUUCUUUGUCAUCUGAGGAGAUGAUGCUCAUUCCCUUAGUCCCUCUCCUCUGGGUUAAUGGGACUGAUCCUGUGUUUCAUCAGUCAUGCUCUUAUCUGUUCAGCUGUUUGGUUCUCCAAGAGGUAAGAUAACUAUACACAAUGAGUACUGUUGGAGGUUACCUGUGAGGUUACCUGUGCAGGGGCCAGGUGAGGUGUUGUCUGCUCUUCAGUGUCAACCAAUCACAAUGGACCUCUAAGGGGAGUCUCCUGUGUGUGGAGGAAAACUCCAUGUCAACCAGCCAGUGGAACCAUCUCUGCUCCUGAAGUCCUAAUAUCUAUAGCAAUGGUUAUAAUGUAUCAACGAUUGAUUCAUCCCCUCUGUGUUUUAUCUCUGGUUUCUCCAUUUCUUUCUUUCUUAUGUUGGAUUUAUAUCAAUAUUUGUCAUCUUUAUUUGCUGUUUUUUUGUUUUUCAAGAAAUUCCAUCCAAGCACUUAAUUAAUUAAACAUGAGUUUAUUGAUGAGUCAUAUUGAUGGUGUGAUGAAUAACUUUUUUCCAUAUUUUUUACUACUGUUACAGUAGGCCUGGCUAUACACUAUUAUCACUUAUCACUCAUACGGUCAGUUUGAACAGUAGGCCUGGCUAUACACUAUUAUCACUUAUCACUCAUACGGUCAGUUUGAACAGUAGGCCUGGCUAUACACUAUUAUCACUUAUCACUCAUACGGUCAGUUUGAACAGUAGGCCUGGCUAUACACUAUUAUCACUUAUCACUCAUACGGUCAGUUUGAACAGUAGGCCUGGCUAUACACUAUUAUCACAUAUCAUUCAUAUGGUCAGUUUGAACAGUAGGCCUGGCUAUACACUAUUAUCACUUAUCAUUCAUACGGUCAGUUUGAACAGUAGGCCUGGCUAUACACUAUUAUCACUUAUCACUCAUACGGUCAGUUUGAACAGUAGGCCUGGCUAUACACUAUUAUCACAUAUCAUUCAUAUGGUCAGUUUGAACAGUAGGCCUGGCUAUAUCACAUAUCAUUCAUAUGGUCAGUUUGAACAGUAGGCCUGGCUAUACACUAUUAUCACAUAUCAUUCAUACGGUCAGUUUGAACAGUAGGCCUGGCUAUACACUAUUAUCACUUAUCAUUCAUACGGUCAGUUUGAACAGCAGGCCUGGCUAUACACUAUUAUCACUUAUCAUUCAUACGGUCAGUUUGAACAGCAGGCCUGGCUAUACACUAUUAUCACUUAUCAUUCAUACGGUCAGUUUGAACAGCAGGCCUGGCUAUACACUAUUAUCACUUAUCAUUCAUACGGUCAGUUUGAACAGCAGGCCUGGCUAUACACUAUUAUCACUUAUCAUUCAUACGGUCAGUUUGAACAGUAGGCCUGGCUAUACACUAUUAUCACUUAUCAUUCAUACGGUCAGUUUGAACAGUAGGCCUGGCUAUACACUUAUCAUUCAUACGGUCAGUUUGAACAGUAGGCCUGGCUAUACACUAUUAUCACUUAUCAUUCAUAUGGUCAGUUUGAACAGCAGGUCUGGCUAUACACUAUUAUCACUUAUCAUUCAUACGGUCAGUUUGAACAGUAGGCCUGGCUAGACACUUAUCACGUAUCAUUCAUACGGUCAGUUUGAACAGUAGGCCUGGCUAGACACAUCACUCAUACGGUCAGUUUGAACAGUCGGCCUGGCUAGACACUUAUCACUUAUCAUUCAUACGGUCAGUUGGAACAGUAGGCCUGGCUAGACACUUAUCACUUAUCAUUCAUACGGUCAGUUGGAACAGUAGGCCUGGCUAGACACUUAUCACUUAUCAUUCAUACGGUCAGUUGGAACAGUAGGCCUGGCUAGACACUUAUCACUUAUCAUUCAUACGGUCAGUUUGAACAGCAGGCCUGGCUAGACACUUGUCACUUAUCAUUCAUACGGUCAGUUUGAACAGUAGGCCUGGCUAGACACUUAUCACGUAUCAUUCAUACGGUCAGUUUGCACAUCAUAUUUGUUUUGAAGCAAGAAGUCAAAUAGAACACAGUUCCCUUGUUUGUUUACUGAAAGUUCUUCCUUUUUGUUGUUGUAUUGUUUAUCAUGGAGUUUCUGUUGUGUGUUGUCAGUGUAUACAUUACGGGCUCUUACUACAGUAUCCACUAAACUGAACCCACUUGACAGGCAUGUGCAGGAAAUGUUUAGCCAAAAACAAGUCUACAAACAUGGAUAUAAUCAAAACCUGAAGGGUUGUUAGUAUGUUGGAAACACUGUGCAACUUAAAUAUAGUUCUCUCUUACGAGGUUAUAGAGUUAUGGUCAUAGAUGACGUCAGGGCCAGUUUUCUAUUUUGUUCUCAGCUCCGAUUGGCUGAGACAUAGCGUUGAGGUUAAUCUUAUGGGUUAUGAUUGGCUCAGAGAUAGAGUUGAGAGUUAUGUACAACAGACUAAGGUGAAGAUACCCCUGGACACUCAUCUUGGUUCAGUUUGGCAUUGUCCUCACUAAUGAUUAAGAUUGGGGGAGGGGAUUAUAGCUGAUCCGAGAUCUGUACCUAGGGGAAACGUGAAGUAAUUCAAAUCUUUACCUCCACCUACCGAACAAUGUGGUAAUAUUGCGUUACAGGUUAGGUUACUCUUAAUCUUCUCACAAUCCUUCCAUAGUGAUUCUAAUACAAUUUUCUCAUGGCUUAUUCAUUUAAAAUCAUUUUGAAUGUUUAGAGAAGAAAGCAUGUCUCUUAUAGCACAAGCAAACAUAUACAGCUGUCUUUGUAUUCGUUGUGUCAGCAGAAGAAGUGACCAAGUGCCAUGUAAUGUUCAGUAAAACAUUAAUUGGUCAUUAUUUUCUGAAUCAACCACUAUCUUAUCAGACAACUCUCUUCUGCCUUUGCUUAUCAUGAUGCAUAUAUGCUAACCUCUACCUAUUUAUGUGUGUAUCUGUUUGUCAACAUCCAUAUAUUCAGGAAUAUGCGUAUGGGCACAUAUAUUUAUACUUGCAGCCAUAGAUGCAGUAUAUUUCAAAAGAUGUGUAGAGAUUUUUUUAUUUUCUUCCUUAAUGGUGUUUUUCAGUGUGACUAUUUGAUUAAAUGUUGUUGUUUUUUUCGACGUGCAAGGAGAUGCUGCCAUUUGUUGUGAAGUAGAGUAAUUUAUCUUUUGUUUUUUUUGUUUUCAAAUGAUUUUUCAUUUAGUAACUGAAGGUUAUGUUUUCACUCCAGGUGGCUGCCAACAGCUAUAUAUAAACAAGUAGUGGGACAAGACAACUGGAGGCAAAUCUGAUCGUGCUGGUUUUGGCAAAGUGACGCAGGGUUUUGGCAAAGUGACGCAGGAUGUAUCCCAAAUUACACCUUAUUCAAAAGUAGUGCACUACAUACUCUAGGGAAUAAGGUGCCAUUUGGGAUCAUUCAUUUUAAACUGUCGUCUUGAUUGACCAAUCUCCGACCGUCUGUCUGGAUGUGAUGAUAACUAUAUAACUCUAUAGGCCUGAUCAUACAGUGUGAGAAAUGACCGUCUGUCUGGAUGUGAUGAUAACUAUAUAACUCUUUAGGCCUGAUCAUACAGUGUGAGAAAUGACCGUCUGUCUGGAUGUGAUGAUAACUAUAUAACUCUAUAGGCCUGAUCAUACAGUGUGAGAAAUGACCGUCUGUCUGGGUGUGAUGAUAACUAUAUAACUCUAUAGGCCUGAUCAUACAGUGUGAGAAAUGACCGUCUGUCUGGGUGUGAUGAUAACUAUAUAACUCUAUAGGCCUGAUCAUACAGUGUGAGAAAUGACCAUCUGUCUGGAUGUGAUGAUAAUUAUAUAACUCUAUAGGCCUGAUCAUACAGUGUGAUAAAUGACCGUCUGUCUGGGUGUGAUGAUAACUAUAUAACUCUAUAGGCCUGAUCAUACAGUGUGAGAAAUGACCGUCUGUCUGGGUGUGAUGAUAACUAUAUAACUCUUUAGGCCUGAUCAUACAGUGUGAGUAAUGACCGUCUGUCUGGGUGUGAUGAUAACUAUAUAACUCUUUAGGCCUGAUCAUACAGUGUGAGUAAUGGUGGAAAGGCUUCUCCAUGCGUGUCACUGCUUUAGCCAGAAGACCUAUAGGACAAUUGGAUUUUCAGUUGAGCAGAUUUGACCUUACUCAUACUACUGACUUGUUAGCUGUUUUUGCACUAUUUUUCCUUCCUUGAUUCACGUUUAAUUUUGUUGUUUAUAUUUUUUUCCUUUUUCUUGUUUAUUUCUCUGAAGUACAAAAACAUGUUGGACAUGUUAACUGUGUGAUACGCCAGUAAUAUACUGACUGGCUUCAUUUUCAGAUUUGUUUUCAUUGCCCAUUAAUGAUAUUCUAUUUAUAUAUUUCAGAAGAAAGUAUAUCAUUUUCAUUUAAAUAUAUUGAAAAUAAAUACUUUUAAUGUAUAAUUUAAGAAGAAUAGAAUUGUGCAUUUUAAGAUGUCUCCAAAACAAUGCUUGUACAUAAUGCCCAUUAUACAAACAUGAAAAUAAAAAUUUCUGGUGGUAUA